GCGCAGUGGGUGUUACAGGAAAACAAAAAGUGAGCAGUGUCGCCGUCUGUUUCAGCAGAAAGCUUUAGUAUCUACAGUGGGCUAUUAAUAUCACCAUGCCGAGCGCUCUGUUGUUUCUUUUAUUGUUUCCGAAUACGUGGUUUUGUCUUAUCGAGGGAAAAUCACUCGAAGCAGAUGAAACGUGUGUUGGGAUGCGGAGAGAAGAUCACUCCUACGACUUCGACCUGCCCGAAGCCGUGACCUUGAACGUGCAAAACGACAAAUGUGAUCUAGAGUGGACCACUGAUCAGUCCUUCACAGCAAUCCUGGAUGGAAAUUCUACAUACUUUGCUCUUCCCUUCAAAAAAGUAACUCGUCACGGAAUCACUGUGAAUUACUGUCCAGUUUCAGUCACAUUCCAUGCCAGUUGUCCUAUUUACACCAAGAUGCUCACAUGUUCUUGUACCAAUUCUACCGACGACAAUCCAGUUUUUAACACAUCUCUGCCAUUUGGAGAUAUAUCAUCCUCUCGUUCGUCAAAGAGACAACACUAUUGUGUCUUUGCUGUUGCUGCCAUGUUUGCCAUAAGCCUUGUUAUUUUGGCUUUCUUCAUCUGCAGGACGUACAGAGCCUCAGCUGAUGAACGAAACCAUCCUGCUUAAGUAGAAUUAACCUGGAGGCAUCUGUACUUGCCCAACAAACAACAAUACAUGACGUGGAGUCAUAAUGAUACAUUAUCCUAUAUACAAUUAAUACACUCUAUAUUAUAAUUAUAUGAUGUUAUAUUAUAUUAUAUUCAUUACAGAGCUCGACAUUAACGCUUGUCCGGAACAAAAAGGGGCAAGUGAAAGAGAAUUUUACUUGCUCGACCAGACAAGUAGCCUGAUUAAAAUGUUAAUAACAAUAAUAAUAACUAUUAAUCACCAAAACGCAAGAAUGAUUCUGAUUUUAUUACAUUUGGAGUAAGUGGCAAUCGAUAAAAAGAUAAUAAUAAUAUGUAUAAUGUACUGACGGUAACAAUGUUGCCGUGGCGCACCCUCUCGAGAGUAGGCUAAAUUAAAACAAAUGAGCGCAAUUAAUUAACUCAAUUAAUAUACUGCGGUAAAAAAUCAAAAUGUAGAGUUUUUAUAUUUAUAACAUAUGAUCCAGUUAAGCAACAUCACACGACUUCCUGAAUACCAUCACGAUUGAAAAUGUGACACCGAUUUCAUACGACAGUUAAGCAGUAGUUAAUAUUAAGUCACUUACAUUUUAGAGGUAAUAUUAACGGUUUAUGUUUUAUUUCAGUAGCGAAAAUAGCUCCAAACAAAUAUCACAGCAGAACCAUAGCGCAUCUCACAGCAACACUCAACCGUGUUUUCACUACUAAAUGAAUCAACCGUUUGAACGAAUCGUUUGAAUAAAUGACUCAAUGACUCACUUAAGACAGUCAAUUGCCGCCACCUGGUGGUUUAGUUUAUUUAUUAUAUUAUUAUAGACCAACAACAUUGGGAUUUCAACACUGUCAGUAUCACUCCGCUUAUCUGUGUUUGCACGUUCCAUUAUUGGUGGAGAUUUUUCUUUGAUGUAUGUUUUUAAUGUAAACUUCUCCAUUUAAAUACUUUGGUCAGUUCAAGAAUAAUUUAUGCAAUUUUAUAUUACUCAUUUGAAAGAAUUAAUAGAGCAGUUUCAUGUCUAUCCUUGUAUUGUUAAACUUUUCAUGGUUGAAAUGGAAUUUAGAAAGUAAUUAGUAAUAAGUAAUGCAAUACUUUUUAGAGAGUAAUUAAAAAUUAUAUUAUAUUAUAAUAUAUUAUAUUAUGAAGGCUAACGUAAAUGUUUUAAGUUUGUAUUUCCUCCCAGAAUGGCAGAAGGCACCUAAUUUACAAUAGUUCCCCGACUCUUCAGUUUGUGUUACGUGUGGAAUAUUCACAAGAGGUCACUGUCUGCACAGUUUAAAACAUUACCUGUAAUUUUACAUGUAUGAUUUGGAUUUAUGUUGUGGUUAACUAGCAUAUUGGUGGUGUGUUGUGUCAAUGUAGCCUUCUUGUUUGUUUUCGCUCAUGUGUUAUUUGUUAUCUUGUUUGUUUCCUACUGUAGGUCUGGGCAAUCAUUUUUCGACUGUUACUGUUGUCUUGUUCUGUAGCUAUCAUUUACUCUUGGUGUCUUGGGUUAUUCUGAAACUGCCAUUAAACUUUGCGAAUGGUUCUUCUCAA
Messenger RNA from Ctenopharyngodon idella (grass carp), 2171 nucleotides. RefSeq names its product RIIa domain-containing protein 1 (gene riiad1). Bases 96 to 641 code for a protein of 181 amino acids. The transcript is spliced from 8 exons. Lineage: Eukaryota; Metazoa; Chordata; Actinopteri; Cypriniformes; Xenocyprididae. The record is from RefSeq and is a predicted model, not a curated record.